AUGAAGGAGCAGACCAGAUACACCCCCACAGCUCCACCCCAAGAGGAGAGAGAGGCUGACUUCAGUGAAAGAGAGGCACUAAGACGGGAGUGGACAGCGCCCCCCCCAGACACAGAGGAGAGGGAGCGGGCGGCUGUGGUCAUACAGGCGUGUUGGCGGGGGUGCCGUCUGAGGGGAAGGCUGCGACUCGCUUUAGCCCAGACACAGAGCUCUGAUCCUGGGUGUGAAGACGAACUAGAGGCCCUGGAUCUGGAGGAGUUUGUCGUGGAUCAGGCGUCUCUAGACAGCGGUUGGUCAUUGGACUGGGAAGACUUAAGUGAGAGUCAUGUUCCUGAUCUGGAGCCUCUGUUUGUGAAGGCUCGUGGCUCCUCUUUUUGGGCUCCUCCUUCAGUGACAGACCUAAGACCCAAACAGGCCUGGAGCUCUGACACCGCUGGAGACACCCCACCCCCCCUCUCUGUCAGGAGCAGAUCCCCUCCCCCUUCAGCGCUGCUCAGUGGGCUCUCAGAACGAUCUGAGAAGAUUCUGGAAGAAUGGGGCUUCAGAGACAGACACACAGCUCUGCUUAUGCUGAGGAGAGCGAGGAAGAUGAGGUCCAGACCAGAGGAGAUCAGAUCAGAGGAGCAGAAGAUCAGAGGAGGAGCGACCGAGCUGCAGAGAAGACCUUCAAAGAUACACAGUGAGAGUUUCUUACCAAAGAUGAGCUGGGACAUUCUGAAGGGAGGCAGAGUGCAGCUGGUGACUGACCCGGGCCGUGUGCGUCUGACCUCUCACUCCUGCCCCAGCAUCAGUUUACCUUCAAAAACACGCUCCGUGUUCCCAGGUCCCAAACGCAUUUCUUCGGCUCCGACUCAAAAAGAGAGAAUUUCAUUUAGAGACAAAAAACUUCAACUGAGCUCAGGUUGGGGCUCAGGCAAGAAGAGGACUAAACCAGGACUAAACCAGGACUAAACCAGGACUGAACCAGGACUAAACCAGGACUGAACCAGGACUAAAC
Molecule: messenger RNA, 997 nt
Organism: Periophthalmus magnuspinnatus
Lineage: Eukaryota; Metazoa; Chordata; Actinopteri; Gobiiformes; Gobiidae
Gene: lrriq1
Product: leucine-rich repeats and IQ motif containing 1
Exons: 11
Coding region: 1-951 (316 amino acids)
Molecular function (GO): protein binding
Source: RefSeq, a predicted model, not a curated record